Gongylonema pulchrum is the source of this 732-nucleotide messenger RNA. NCBI's taxonomy places the organism in Eukaryota, Metazoa, Nematoda, Chromadorea, Rhabditida, Gongylonematidae. The record is from the annotation of a GenBank genome assembly.
AUGUCGUCGCCGGCGUGCGAUUCGAAAGAAAGCCAACUGUUCCAGAGUUUUAGCCAUCGACGAGCGGUGAGUAGUGGUGAGCCAUCGUUGGACGGAUCAGUGGACGAAGAACGCGGCGCACUUAGUGAUUCCGAUUUGGCCGGUGUUGCACGAAUUCGUACUUUGGCAACAAAAGCGAAGGGUCCAUCAAGUGAUGCGUUGGAAAAAGAAUGCCGUACCGAGCAAUCGCUGCUGAAUGCCGAUGCUGCUGCUGACCGUUGCUCAACAUCAAAAGAAGACUGGAACGACAUUUUGGGCAGUGGGCAGCUAUUUUGUAAAGUCAUUAAAGCAGGCAAUGGACGACGAGCUCGCAACGGUCAACGAGUGACCAUCAGAGUUUCGGACACAUUACUGGGGAUAGACAAUGUUACGGAGAAAUCAUUUAUUCUUGGCUUCAGUAUGGUCAUUGAUGCAUGGGAGUUAGUGCUGCAGUUGAUGGAAGAGGGCCAAAUUGAUGCUGUAAAAACCGAGCAUCGAUUUGCAUAUGGCAGUACGGGCGAUCCGGAACGUGGCAUCCAGCCCUAUCAGGCAAUGCAGUACGAAAUUGAGUUGAUCACUAUUGCCGAUGGACCAAUGUACACGGCGUUGGAGAACGAUGAACUGAUCAGACACAUAACCGAACUGAAAGAACGGGGAAAUUAUUAUUAUGGCCGAAAAGAGUUGGAGAAAGCUAUUUUUGUCUAUAAAAGGUGA